AUGUCCCCAAACGAUUCUCUGCAAGAAUUUCUGGAUUGGUCAAGGAAUAAUGGCGUUAUUUUUAGUGGACUCGAAAUACGCUCGUGCGAGACAUCGGGCAAGGGUAUAUUCGCAACCAGAUCAUACCGUACAGAUGAAAAGUUCAUUCAAUUACCAGAAGUGUUAAUGAUUACUGCCGGUAGAGUAGCUAAUAUGGAAAAAUAUGCCAAGUUUCUCCGUGACACGAAGUUCUUCCCAACCCCAUUCGAGAUGCUCACAAUAUUUUUUUGCCUAGAGGAUUUUGACUCCUGGUAUGCUCCGUAUCUGAAAGUAUUACCAAAGCCCUAUUAUGGUGCCACCAGCAAAGGCCGACAAGAGAAUCAAAAGCGGAGUUUUACGACACCGGCCUAUUUGGGUGAAACUGUCAAUGCUGCCGAUCUUCCGUUAUCCGUUCGCGACUACUGGUGCACUCAACAAAAAGAGCUACAAGAAAUGUGGAAAAGAAUCCAUGAAGUUGUGCCUCAAGUCACAUACAAAACGUUUUUGUGGGCAUGGCAUGUUGUAAACACCCGUUGCAUCUACGUAGAAAACAAGCCACAUCCUAGCAUCGACAAUUCUUCUGGAGACACACUGGCAGUGAUACCGUUUGUGGACAUGCUCAACCACGAUCCUCAGGCUCAGGGAAUCGGCAUGUAUGAUCGAUAUUCGAACAUGUACAUCGUACGUGCGGCACACUGCGUGCUUGAAGAUCAAGAGGUUACAGUGUGUUAUGGACCUCAUGACAAUGCUCGACUAUGGAUGGAGUAUGGGUUCACAUUGCCAAAUAAUCCAAAUGGAAAAGUUGCACUGGAACAUGCACUCUUCGUCGCUCUAGCAAAAAAGGUAGGAAUCCAUGUGUCGCCACUACACGAGAAAGCUCUGCAGGAUGCAGGAUUACCAUGCACGUUGUACCUCUCAGAUGAUGGCCCAAGCUGGGCUUUACGGGUGAAUAUGAAGAUUCUCAUGUUAUCGUCUUCAAAUAUAAAGCGAUGGCGAGAGCUAAUUUAUGCAGAAAAACCGCAUAUGACUUCACUGUAUUCAAGUAAUGAUGACGAAUCCGAGGUCGACGAGAACGAAUCGGCUGAGCGUGAGACAUUACAGCGAAUCAUCAGUGAACUCAAACAAGCUAUCACACAAAAAUCCAACUCAGUACCGCAAAACACCAAAUGGAUUUGGAAGGAACAAUUAAUGAUUGUUGAUGCUGUAUUGUCGUCGUUCAACCGAUAA
Necator americanus (New World hookworm) is the source of this 1245-nucleotide messenger RNA. RefSeq lists its product as uncharacterized. The record is from RefSeq and is a predicted model, not a curated record. Gene Ontology annotation, molecular function: protein binding; protein-lysine N-methyltransferase activity. The coding region runs from base 1 to 1245 and encodes 414 amino acids. Gene Ontology annotation, biological process: peptidyl-lysine monomethylation; peptidyl-lysine trimethylation. NCBI's taxonomy places the organism in Eukaryota, Metazoa, Nematoda, Chromadorea, Rhabditida, Ancylostomatidae. The transcript is spliced from 12 exons.